This is a messenger RNA of Megalops cyprinoides (Indo-Pacific tarpon), 3206 nucleotides long. RefSeq names its product N-deacetylase/N-sulfotransferase (heparan glucosaminyl) 3 (gene ndst3). Lineage: Eukaryota; Metazoa; Chordata; Actinopteri; Elopiformes; Megalopidae. The transcript has 14 exons. The record is from RefSeq and is a predicted model, not a curated record. The coding region runs from base 523 to 3147 and encodes 874 amino acids. Gene Ontology annotation, cellular component: Golgi apparatus. Gene Ontology annotation, molecular function: deacetylase activity; heparan sulfate N-sulfotransferase activity.
CGCUAUAAUCCUUGUAGCAGAGAAAGGAGCUGCAUGAGAAUAAUGGUGAAUAGAGCUCUGAAUCAUUCCAGCUGGCUGCGUCUCAAAUAGCGCUGUGUAGAGAAUGGGAUUGGGCUCCCUUGUUCUGACACCAGAGCAGCAGCAUUUUAAGGAGUUUCUCGCAGAAAUUGUUCCAGAACGAGCGGCUUCUUCGCGUCUCCUUCCCCCCGGCGGCAGUCACAUUUCGGCUGAAGGUAACACUGAGGUGAUCACACUGGGCCUUGGCUGAUGAAGUCAUCUCUCUCAGAUUGUUGAAAAAUUACAAUCGACAGGUGAGCUCUCCCUCUGUUGUUUGCCUGAAGCAGGCACCGUUCUCCCUAGCUCCAGAAAGAAAUAUUCUCAAUGCCCUGCAAUGGUUACAUGAAGACGCCAUGAACCUCACAGAACCUCACGUUACGCUUACCUUGGGACAGUGAUCAGUCCGAAUCGUAAAAGAGCAAAAAUAAGAGAAUCACUAUUGAACAGGCAGCGUACUGGUCCAAUAUGAAUCUCGCCAUCAAGCUACGCAGGAAUUUGCGAAGACUGGUUAUCUUGUUAGCCACCUUCUGUAUGGUUAGCAUCCUGGUGUCAGCCUACUACCUGUAUACAGGCUCAAACCAGGAGCUGGAGCUGUCUGACAGGGCUGCCGAAAUGGACUGCGGGGAUCUCAAACUCCUGCCUUACAGACUGGCUGAGAUGAAGACCGCCAAGCCCAUCGACACAUCCAGGAAGGAGCCCGUGGUGCUGGUGUUCGUGGAGAGCCAGUACUCGCAACUUGGCCAGGACAUCAUAGCCAUCCUGGAGUCAAAUCAAUUUCAGUACCACUCUGAAAUAGCACCCGGGAAAGGGGACAUCCCGCCCCUCACCCACAAAGGCAGGGGGCGCUACGCGCUCAUCAUGUAUGAGAAUAUGAUGAAGUACAUCAACAUGGACUCCUGGAACAGGGACCUCCUGGAUAAGUACUGCGUGGAGUACAGCGUGGGGAUCAUUGGCUUCCACAAGGCCAAUGAGAACUCUCUGCCCGUUGUGAAGCUGAAGGGCUUCCCUUUGUACCUGCAUACCAACCUCGGCCUUAAGGAUUGCUGUGUUAAUCCGCGCUCUCCUCUGCUCUACGUCACCAAAGCGGAAGCCGACAGGGGGCCGUUGCCGGGCGACGACUGGACCGUGUUUCAUUCCAACCACUCCACAUACGAGCCGGUGCUGAUGGCCAAGACCAGGCAGGCGGCGGACGGCAACGUCCCGUCGGCUUUUUCCAGCCAGUCUCUGCACAUCACUGUCAUUCAGGACCUGGGCCUUCAUGAUGGAAUCCAGAGGGUCCUAUUUGGGCACAACCUCAACUACUGGCUGCACCGGCUCAUCUUAGUGGAUGCCAUCUCCUACCUGUCUGGGAAAAAGCUGUCCCUCUCGCUGGAGAGGUACAUCCUGGUGGACAUCGAUGACAUCUUUGUGGGGAAAGAGGGGACCAGGAUGAACGUCAACGAUGUUAAGGCUCUACUGGACACACAGAAUCUACUCCGAUCUCAAAUCACAAAUUUCACAUUCAACCUUGGAUUUUCUGGAAAGUUCUACCACACCGGCACUGAGGAGGAGGAUGCAGGAGACGACCUCCUGCUGAAAUACGUAGACGAGUUCUGGUGGUUCCCGCACAUGUGGAGCCACAUGCAGCCUCACCUCUUCCACAACGAGUCCUCCCUGUUGGAGCAGAUGAUUCUCAACAAAGAGUUUGCCCUGGAGCACGGUAUCCCGACAGACAUGGGCUACGCGGUGGCCCCCCAUCACUCGGGCGUGUACCCUGUUCACAUACAGCUGUACGAGGCUUGGAAGAGAGCUUGGGGCAUCCGCGUGACCAGCACCGAGGAAUACCCACACCUCAAACCAGCGCGCUACAGGAAGGGCUUCAUACACAAUAACAUUAUGGUACUGCCCCGUCAAACCUGCGGCUUAUUUACACACACCAUAUUCUACAAGGAGUAUCCUGGCGGCCCCAAGGAGCUAGACAAGAGCAUAAAGGGUGGAGAACUCUUCCUGACUGUUUUGCUGAAUCCGAUAAGCAUCUUCAUGACCCAUUUAUCCAACUACGGGAACGACCGGCUGGGCCUUUACACGUUUGUGAACCUGGCAAACUUUGUUCGGUGCUGGACCAACCUAAACCUGCACACCCUGCCUCCACUCCAGCUGGCCCACAAGUAUUUCCAGCUGUUCCCCGAGCAGAGGCAUCCGCUUUGGCAGAACCCUUGUGAUGACAAGAGACACAAGGACAUUUGGUCGAAGGAGAAGACCUGUGACCGUCUCCCCAAGUUCAUGGUGAUUGGUCCACAGAAGACUGGGACCACAGCCUUGUAUCUCUUCCUCAUAAUGCAUCCCUCCAUAUCAAGCAACUUCCCCAGUUUGAAGACUUUUGAGGAAGUCCAAUUCUUCAACACUAACAACUACCAUAAAGGCAUUGACUGGUACAUGGAGUUCUUUCCUGUUCCCUCAAAUGUAACCACAGACUUCCUGUUUGAAAAGAGUGCAAAUUACUUUCCCUCCGAGGACUCGCCCAAGCGCGCGGCGGCCUUGCUGCCGAAAGCGAAGAUCAUCACCCUGCUGAUCAACCCGUCAGACCGGGCUUACUCCUGGUACCAGCACCAGCGAGCCCAUGAAGACCCAGCUGCCCUGAGGUACAGCUUCUAUGAGGUGAUCUCCGCAGGCCACCACGCCCCAGCCGAGCUGCGGUCCCUGCAGAACCGCUGUCUGAUACCGGGCCUGUACGCUGUCCACAUCGAGAGGUGGCUCAGCUACUUUCCCCCAAGUCAGCUCCUGAUCAUAGACGGACAGCAGCUGAGGACCGACCCCGCGGCCGUCAUGGACGAGGUCCAGAAGUUUCUGGGAGUCUCUCCAUACUAUAAUUAUUCUCAGGCCUUAACGUUUGACCCUCAGAAGGGAUUCUGGUGUCAGCUGCUGGAAGGCGGGAGAACCAAAUGCCUGGGGAAGAGCAAAGGGAGGAAGUACCCGUCCAUGGACGCUGAGUCCAGGGCCUUCCUGUCGCGGUACUACAGGGACCAUAACAUCGAGCUGUCCAAACUCCUGCACCGGCUGGGACAGCCACUGCCUUCCUGGGUGAGGGAGGAGCUGCAAAAAGUCAGAUAGCAGCGAGGAGACGCCCGGAGAACGAGAAAGAGAGAGAGGGAGAGGACUCCGACACAAUC